Messenger RNA from Aspergillus versicolor CBS 583.65, 1599 nucleotides. RefSeq lists its product as uncharacterized. The record is from RefSeq and is a predicted model, not a curated record. The coding region runs from base 1 to 1566 and encodes 521 amino acids. Lineage: Eukaryota; Fungi; Ascomycota; Eurotiomycetes; Eurotiales; Aspergillaceae. The transcript is spliced from 2 exons.
AUGAACUUCAACACUCACGACUUAUCUUCUCUCUGCUACCCUGCAAACUUCAAUCCUCCAACAGCCUUGGGUGUGGAGGUCACAUCGAUCGGGGCAGAUUUGAUCACCAAUUUCACCUCCCACAUACCAGAUGCAGCCAAUACCCCUGGGGCCGAUGUUAUUGACUUGAGCUUUUGCAAUGUCACCGUCUCAUACACGCACCCGGGCCAGGGGGACAACGUCACAGUGACAGCGUGGUUGCCAACCGACACCUGGAACGAGCGCAUGCAAGGGAUUGGCGGAGGAGGGUGGGUGGCCGGAGGGCCAAACAGCCAGUCUUACAGCGGUUUGGCGCUUGCUAUCGCCUCUGGCUAUGCCGGAGUCACGACCGACGCGGGAUUGAAUGUUGGUGCUGAUACAUCAGCCAGUGGCUGGGCGCUUCUCAGCCCCGGCAAUGUCAACCUCUAUAAUCUGCAGAACCUGGCAUCUCGCUCAUUACAUGACCAGGCAGUAAUCGGCAGUGCCCUCAUUACAGACUUUUACGGCAGACCACCUCGGAAAUCAUAUUGGAAUGGCUGCUCCCAGGGAGGCCGCCAGGGAAUGAUGCUUGCACAGCGGUAUCCUACUUUAUACGACGGCAUCGCCUCUGCUGCUCCAGCCAUUAACUGGAACGCUUUCUUCACGGCUAUGUAUUGGCCGCAGCUGGUCAUGAACCUGGCUGGAGACUAUCCCCAGGGCUGCGAGUUAGACGCUAUCACAGAAGCAGCGGUGUCAGCCUGCGAUGGUAUUGAUGGUGUUUUUGACGGCCUGAUUUCAGACGUCGAUGCGUGCGAUUUUGAUCCCUUUAGCGUUGUGGGUACCUCAUUCAACUGUCCCUCGACAAACACCACGAUGCAGAUCACGCAGGGUGCAGCAGCAGUGGCGAAUGCGACCUGGUCAGGGCCGCGAACUACGACCGGCGACUUCCUAUGGUAUGGGCCUCACAAGGGAGCAGUCCUGUCAGACAAAUCGACUAUAGCGCUCGCUGCUACCAAUUGCACUGGCGAUGUGUGUGUUGGGGCACCGCAGUAUCUUGGAAGAGAAUGGAUGACAUUGUUUGUUGAGAAGAACCCUCGUUUUGAUCUCAAAAACAUCUCCCAUCAGCAAUACGAAGAGAUUUUCCACGCUGGGGGACAAGAGUUUGCCAGCAUGAUUGACACGACUGACCCUGAUCUCUCGCAAUUCAAAGAAAGUGGCGGUAAAAUUCUGACCUUCCAUGGCCUGGCCGAUCCGAUUAUCCCACCCCAAGGCUCAGAGCUGUACUACAACAGCGUGGAAUCAAUGGAUCCCGACGUUCGUGAGUUUUACCGCCUGUUCCUUGCUCCUGGCGUGGAUCACUGCACUGGGGGACCGGGCGGCCAUCCAUAUACAGUCCUAGAUGCCUUGGUGGAAUGGGUUGAGAACGGAACUGCUCCUGAUACGCUUCCGGUGAGCUUCAGUAGUAGCUCUGGCAAGAGAUAUGAUCGUAUCCUCUGUCCGUAUCCGUUGAAGGCGCGUUAUAUUCAAGGAAGGGAUCCUACAUUGGCAGAGAGUUAUCACUGUAGUUAGUCCGCUUGACAGGGUGUUGGUAAUUGACAAUUG